Molecule: messenger RNA, 1994 nt
Organism: Cannabis sativa
Lineage: Eukaryota; Viridiplantae; Streptophyta; Magnoliopsida; Rosales; Cannabaceae
Exons: 3
Coding region: 806-1645 (279 amino acids)
Source: RefSeq, a predicted model, not a curated record
GAUUGACAUGCGGUGACAUAUAUUAAUGGUAAUAUAUAUAUGUGCUAACAUAUAUUGAUGGUUCUUGUUUUACGAGAUUGAUAGAUUGACAGCUUUGUGAGAUAGGCAUAUGUAUAUAGUACUCCUUAUUGCAUACUUGUCCACUGAAAAGUACCAAACCUAUAUUAUCAUUGUAGUAGAUUAUUAUCAUGUCUAUCUCCAUGAUAUAUUACUCUUGUGUAUCAUAUGUCUAUUUCACAGAUGAGUAGACAACUUGUCCGUCUUAUUUGAUGAUACCUCUACAGUUUACAAGGGAGAUAGACAUAUGCAUAUAUGAGUAAUAUUUGUGAUGUCCGUAUAUACUCCAAUAUAUAUAUUUUUUAUGUGAUGAUCAGAUGGGAUGGGAGACACUUGUCACUCAUCCAAUGCUCCUCUUUGGUUAUAAAUAUAGAGAGUUACUUUCACUCUUGCUCACAUUUGUUGGAGCUCUUGGUGAAGUGAGACUUGGAGUUUUAGAAGGAGGCUUUCAAGAGGUAGGAUUGGCCUUCCAUUUAGUUGGGUGUGUGGGCAGGCGCCAGGGAGAGUUGAUCAAGUUCUUCGAAUUGCGGAGGAGGAGCGCUAUUGGAACGUUCUAUUGUCUGAUUCUUCUCUUCGAGACAGCACUUUGUGGGAUCACGUUCCCCGUCAACCCGAAGGUAUAUCUCAUCCUAAGAAUCGUGCUAAGUCUCAAGUUACUAUACUCCAAAGAAGUUUGGAGAUUUUGGGAUGCGAACCUUUAUUUCUACCUGAAUUGACAUCAGACGGACGAGAUUUUGCAGAUCGAUUCAUGGCCCAAUCUUCUUUCACUCUUCCUCUGGCUGGUGACGGUGCUAUGGAACGUUUACGCUCACGCAAACAGAAGACUAGGACGACUCCUAGUGUUGAGAAGGAGGCUGUUACUACUGCUGCUCCUUCUUGUCCUUCUGCGAGGGCUCAGAAGAAGAAUAACAAGAGACCGUCUCCGGUUGAGUCGACCGAUUGGUUGAGUAAUACAGUUGAUCUUUCUUUUCCAUCUUCAGCGGCUGCACAUUCUGAGUUUGGCCUACACCUUGGUGAGGCCAGUAAGCUAUUAUUUCCAGAGGAUCGAGCUCGUUUUGAGAACAUCGGAGAAAUAGCUUCCAUGGAGUUGUCCAUCUCUCGCUCCUUUCAGGGUAUGCAAGGACUUAUGUACGCCUUGGAUAAGAUUAAGAACAUGAAGGAGCAAAUGAAGGACAUGAGGACUGAGCGUGAUACUUUGCGCGGGGAGAUUAAGGAGCUAAAGAGCUGCAAGAAAGAGCUUGACCGUGUCAGAGAAGAGUUACGAACUCAACUUGAUGCUAAGGAGCAAGAUUCUAAUCGUUUGAAGUCUGCCUUGGCUGAUCUUGCUACUGCCCAAGCUCGUGUGGACAUGUUGGAAGGUCGGUUAGUCGAAAUUGGACUGGAGGCUGAGAUCCAGUGUCGUGGAAAGAUGGCGAUGGAGUAUCGAGACAACAAGGCCGAGUCUUGGGACAUACCCCAGUACAUUGCUGACUAUGAAGAAUUGCUGCGGAUGAGGGCCGAGGAAGACGCUCGAACUAGCCAACUGGCUAACUCGUUUGAAGAGAUGACUACGAACGAUCUCCCGGUGGAUGACUCACAUCUUUCUUGAGUUAACUAUAUGUCAAGUGUUUUAUGUUUUUAAUGUUGUAAUAUGAACUUUUGUCUGGUUGGCUGACUUGCAUGGGUCUGGUGCCCCAUUUUCCCCUUAGUCUAAAUGUAGGUCAGCCAAAUUGGACUUAGACUUAGUAUUUUGGAAUGAUGUUUGUUGUAUGCGCUAUGUAUUUGUUGUAGUAACUGGUUUGGCUGACUUGUAUGGGUCUGGUACCCUAUUUUCCCCUUAGUCUAAAUGUAGGUCAGCUGAGUUAGAUUUAGACUUAGUAGUUCAGAAUGAUGUUUGGACUAUGUGGUUCGUUGUAUGCGUUGUGCUUCUACUUCAGUAGAAUAUUGUUUUGAAUUUA